Molecule: messenger RNA, 2481 nt
Organism: Cryptococcus wingfieldii CBS 7118
Lineage: Eukaryota; Fungi; Basidiomycota; Tremellomycetes; Tremellales; Cryptococcaceae
Exons: 4
Coding region: 1-2481 (826 amino acids)
Biological process (GO): N-glycan processing to lysosome; carbohydrate phosphorylation
Cellular component (GO): Golgi apparatus
Molecular function (GO): UDP-N-acetylglucosamine-lysosomal-enzyme N-acetylglucosaminephosphotransferase activity
Source: RefSeq, a predicted model, not a curated record
AUGUCCCGCAUCCCCACCGCCCCCUCUUCCUCCUCCAAUAGCCCCGUGGCCGGCUCGAGUCGACUGCUACCCUCGCAUGAGGACAGCCACCAUCGCUCAAUCGACCCCGAGUCGCAGCGGGAGUGGGAAAACAAUGGCGAAGACUAUGAACUCGAAGAGUUUGACCCCAAAGAGGAGGAGAACUCGCUUCUUCCAUCGGGCUUACUGCCUUUCGGCAAGAGUGCAAGAAAGAGGUCCUCAGACGACAGCUCUAGAAGAGUACGGCCAUACCUACUCUCUUUUGGUGCAGUCGCCGUGGUGGCGGGCAUACUAGUGACGACCUACUUUUUCAUGGGCGAGCUAUUACCCGAUGAACCAUCAGAAGAAGCGCCAAACUCUGCCUCUGUCAACCUCUCCAUACCAAUAGGAGACUUUGACAGUGAGAAUUGGAAAGAAAAUACCAUCGCUCUCGAUUACGACCCGACUCACGUCCUUAUUCCCAAGCACGACGCUCCCUCAAUACCACUUCUCGAACCCCUCCACGAUAGACUACCAUAUCCCAUCCUCGCAGAAUAUUUCGUCAACGGCAAGCUGCCGUCCUCGAUAGAUAGCUCCAAUGCUCCUCCCCAGCACCCACUCGAUCUGGUAUACCUUUUCGUCAAUGCUUCUUCGCCGUACUGGUUCCGCGAAUUUGAAGCACGCCACGAAGAAGAGGGGCUCAGCUCGGGGAGAAACAAGGUCGCGCGGCAUUGGCGGGAUAAUGGAGAGCUGCGUGCUGCUGUGCGCUCGGGCGUUUCUGCUCUGGGAGACGAAGCUGGCCGGAUCCACGUUGUCACCGCCGACUGGGAUGUGCGCGAGAACGAUACCGAGUUGAUUGAUAUGGGUGUUCAGCCCGGACAGUGGAGAAUUGGUCAGAUCGCUGAAUGGCUCAACUGGUCAAGUCAAGAAAAGGAGGGACGGCUCAAGUGGCAUUUCCACUCGGACGUCUUUCAGUUGCCAAAGGACGGCGAUUGGGUAGACUUGGAGCGGGGGGCGUCGUUGAAGGAGAAACAGGAGGCAAUGGAGGCGCAGAACAACGGGGAAGAUGUAGUUGCAAGAGAGACUUGGGGGAGUGAGGCGGCAUGGAGAGAAGAGACGCUGCCCAGCUUCAACUCGUUCUCGAUCGAGCAACGAUUGGCCUGGAUCGAAGGUCUCUCGGAAAACUUCGUCGCAUUCAAUGACGACAUGUUCCUCCUUCGCUCUCUUUCCACCUCCGACUUUCGCCACCCCCUCCUCGGUAACCUGGUCCGCUUUGACCCCGGCCUGCUCGUCCCCCAAUACAUGACCGACAAACAGCUCACCGACCCCGGCGAGUGGGGCGCCCUUCAGCACGCCAACGCACUCCUCGCCGGCCGCUUCUUCCCUCGCAAACGCUUCUACAUGCACCACCUCCCCAAGGCCCAAUCUCGUGCCCUCUUACACGAAGCGUCCGUCAUGUGGGCGCCGCAACUUAGUACGGCGAGUAGUCGAGGGUUCAGAGCGAGUAGAAGGGGAGAAGGGGAUGUGGAGAUGGCGUGGUUGAUUACGCACUUGAGGGUGGAGAGGUGGAGAGAGGCGGUGCUUUGGAGUUGGAUUGUGGCGAAAGUGGGGGGUGUUGAGGGUGUUUGGGGUGAAGAGCAGAAGGAUGAGUUGAGGAGUGUUCUUGGUAUGGCCAAGGGAGAGGGCGCGGACAAGGGCCAGGUGCAAAUCAGUAGGUGCAGCAGAGAGUCGUUGAAUGACAUGGAUGGCCUGAUGGGGCAAGCUGGCUGGGAAGGGCCCAAGGCCACGGAAUACCGAUUCUCGUCGAUGGAUGGUCACAUGCCUUCCAAUCCCGACAGCCCUGUCGAGUCGUGUCCCUUUACCUUCAACGUCUGUCUUCCCGACACCUUUUUCGACUCUUCCACCACGUUCGCAGCCACCGACUUGUUUACCCACAUCGCCUUCCAGCACGCCGAAUGCGGCGACUGCCUCAUCGACGCUUUGGUGUCGGCCUCAGGCAAACGUGGAUUGUCUGCCAUCAUCCCCAAUGAGCGCCAGAUCUUCUACCCCGCAGAGGAGAAGGAGGAAGGGCGGUGGAGGCGGAGUGAACCGAUGCUCCCGCUCGUUGACAAAUGGCCUGAAGCAGACUUUACUGUGGCUGCCAACGUCAAGGCGGGGCAGGAUGUAUGGGAGGAAUCAGAAUCCCGGGCGGACGGGGGUGUGAGCCUGAAGGCUUGGACCAUCAAACUGCUCUCGAGGUACAAUUAUGUCUAUGGUUCGACACCAGCCCGAUUUUCUCCCGUUAGCACCGUCUAUGCGCUCACCAAAGCGCUCGAACAAGUAGACAAUACACCCGAACUGGCAUUGCUUUGUGUGAACGAUGACCAGUCGGAUACGAGCUCUGAUCAGGCGAGACACAAGUUUGGGGCAUGGAUGGAGAAACGGUGGGGAGGAGAGAUUGAGGGAGUGGAUUGGGAGAGGACGAAUGUGAGCUGGGUGGAUUAG